This is a messenger RNA of Coccinella septempunctata (seven-spotted ladybird), 853 nucleotides long. RefSeq names its product COMM domain-containing protein 3. The transcript has 3 exons. The coding region runs from base 102 to 701 and encodes 199 amino acids. The record is from RefSeq and is a predicted model, not a curated record. Gene Ontology annotation, biological process: sodium ion transport. NCBI's taxonomy places the organism in Eukaryota, Metazoa, Arthropoda, Insecta, Coleoptera, Coccinellidae.
AAACAUAACCUUCUAAAUCUUCCAUAGACAAACUAGUUGAUUUGUCGUAAAUGGAAAAAAGUUGAUUUAUUUAAUCCUCGAAACGAUCAGAUUUGAGUUGAAUGAUGCAAUUGCGAGAAUCGACGAAGAAAUCCUUGCGUCUCUUGAAUAACGCGAAGGUGGUAAGCGAUGAAACUUGUAAAAAACUUCUGGACGAUUGUUUUUCUGUUCUUGGUGGCGGUGAAGAAUUACAUGCUAAUGCUUCUCUGUUUGGUUCGAAACCUGACCUCGUCAAAGAACUGUAUGCCAACCUGCUUAUCGCCACUGCAGAGUUUGUUAGAAAUGGUGCCAGUGAUGAGGAUGUCAGGCAAUAUUUACUUGAAGAAUGUAAUGUUGGCCAGGCGAGGUCAGAUUUAUACAGUAAGCUCUAUUCCGUGCAUAAAUUGGGCGUUGAGAUAACUCUGUUGAACAUUGGAAGUCACCCUCCUCAUGUUGUCGAUGUUGAUUGGAAAAUUGAUUUUGUAGUGAAGUCGAAUAGUCUGGAUCAGUGCGGAGGUCCUAUUUUUCGAAUAGGUUUCACAAUGGAAAAGUUCGAUGAAGGAAUGGGGUGUAAGAAAACAGAAUAUUUAAAUUUCACGUGCAAUAGUCAAGAAAUGCAAGAUCUUGUUUACAAAUUGAAAGAUGCCGUAAGACAUUGUCAGAGAAUGAGCACCGAUCUUUGAUAGCUGAGAGUAAGGUAUGUGCCCCAAAGUAUACUCUUGUGACAAGUGUCUCUUUCAAAUUUCCAUUUUGAGAGAGUUGCAUUUCGACAUAUUACGACAAAUAAGUAAACCAUUGAAUUUCUAUGUGAAUAAAAGAUUUAUGCUAAGCAUAA